AUGAAGGUGGAUACAAAACUUAACAAUGAAAGAGUCUUUAGGAGGCUUCAGAUUAAGGUUGAUGAUAAGACCUAUUCAAAUCUCCGAUGCUUGCUUAAGACCUUUGGGUGUGGCAUCGCAUGGUUUCUUCAUCUGUCACUCUAUCUUUUGUACAAGGAUUACCAAGGAGACCAGAAGCUCACUAUCACCACUUACUCUUCAACCGGUGUUGCAAUCACUACAAGUGGAACAAACAAGGGAAAUUGGUUUGUGGGUGAUGUAGCUACCCAAGUGAAGAACAAGAAUUUCACUGUUGAUAUCAAAGUUGCUUAUGAUUCUUCUAUCCUUACCAUUUUUACCUAUGACGAGGCUACCCCUGGAUUGAAGGCAAUCGUUAGCGCCAAGGUGCCUGAUCAGAAAUCUGCUAAAGUGGAGCUCCAGUAUCUGCACCCACAUGCUGGUAUUUGCACCAGCGUUGGAUUGACAACCAACCCUGUUGUCAAUUUCUCCGGUGUGAUUGGAACCAGUGUCUUGGCUCUUGGUACCGAUGUGUCCUUUGACACUGAAUCUGGCAACUUUAAAAACAGCUAAAAAUGAAUACAUGAUGUGGUUGAGGAAUUUACAGUAACAUGCUGGACAUCUCAUGGUUUGUUUCACACAGCACCACUUAGUGGCUGUAAUUGUUAUCUAAAAGGAGGCUAUUGCGAUGCAUGGUCCAGGGUCCAAAACAAACCCGAUACUGAUUCCCCGCAGAGACAUUGGUGGUAGAACCUACACUUUUCAGCUCAAGCUAUCAGCUAACAGGUAACGGUGGCUCUGGAGACAAUAUGUGUGGAUCAUAAUCUCUCUUUUCUCCAAGAAAUUUAAUGGAGACAAACACAGUGCAGGGGAACCACAUGUAAUCGAGAAAGCUGUCAGCGAUCAACAACGUCUGGUGGAACUAACAUGCAUCUGUCUAGGCUACUGUAUGCGGCAGCAUUGGGAACGACCCCAUCGUCCCAACACCGGAUCAUGCACCCAAGAAGGCACGUUUUCCAUAUAACUCCACUACAACUUUUGUUAAAAUAAUGGUAUCAUUUCCAGUGCUUUCCUUUUCUUUUCCCUACAUAUUCCCUGAUAGUGUGUACUCAGAAUUUAAUCAUAUUGAAAUUUCAUGUCAAUGGUUCUGGUCCACCAUUCCUUAAUGGUGGGGAAAGACGGGACAUGGUUUGAGAAAGCUGAGAAUGUUUGUUUGGAACUCAGAAAUGUCCCCAAAAAGAGAAUGAGAAAUGCUAAGUUAGAGUUAGUUUCUUAUUACCAUGUAUUAAUUACUUUUUCAGUACACUAAUUUGUUGACUUUUUGUUUAGAGCUUUUAACUAAAUAGACUUUUUUUUUGUUUGCGAGCCUC
This is a messenger RNA of Brassica napus (rape), 1367 nucleotides long. RefSeq names its product mitochondrial outer membrane protein porin 3-like. The record is from RefSeq and is a predicted model, not a curated record. Gene Ontology annotation, molecular function: voltage-gated monoatomic anion channel activity. Gene Ontology annotation, cellular component: mitochondrial outer membrane. The transcript has 7 exons. Lineage: Eukaryota; Viridiplantae; Streptophyta; Magnoliopsida; Brassicales; Brassicaceae. Gene Ontology annotation, biological process: monoatomic anion transmembrane transport. The coding region runs from base 1 to 570 and encodes 189 amino acids.